Messenger RNA from Protopterus annectens (West African lungfish), 8682 nucleotides. RefSeq names its product tudor domain containing 15 (gene TDRD15). The record is from RefSeq and is a predicted model, not a curated record. NCBI's taxonomy places the organism in Eukaryota, Metazoa, Chordata, Ceratodontiformes, Protopteridae. The transcript has 5 exons. The coding region runs from base 443 to 6970 and encodes 2175 amino acids.
CUUUCUGCGUGUGGUCAUCAACUUAAUACAAACCGGCUAACGCAUAAAGAAUGACACACCUUUAUCUACAAUAAAAGUUUACCUGAGAUUCUAUCUAGUUCAAGUAACCUCGCCUGUCAAAGAAGAACAAAUAUUUUGUCCAGAUUAAAACUUAAUAAAACAUGCACUGAAUUAACAGUAACAAAACACCGUGUAGUUUACCCACUAGUACAUUUUGCCUACUACAAGCUUAAACGUGAACUUGAAUUCAAGAUGCGGUGCUUCUACUUCCGGAAUUUUAUCCAGCGCAAUAUUACCUUACUCAACAAGAAAGAGGCUGCGAGUUUUUCGGGUUAGGCGCUUUAAAUUGUUUAAUGGCUAAUCGAAGAACGUUCUCAGUUAACCAUUUCUUAUGUGAACUGUGUCUAAUUUGUAGACCCGCAUUACUUAUUUGGAUAUCGUGAUGAUGCUGUCAUCAGGUGCAUUAAACUUGGAACUGAAGUUAACACAAGUGGAAUGUAAUUUGGAGCAACCUCUAGUACACUUCUAUGGACAGUAUACCACUGUUUGUGAGUUUGACUAUCACAUACUUCAAAAUGAAAUGCAGCUGAUUCCAAAAGUAAAAGGCACUGUUGGAACUGGUGAGUUUUGCUUUGUGGAAGACACUGACCGAGAGUGGUAUAGAGGAAGAGUACUGGAAAGAAAAAAUGAAAUUUACAAAGUAUUCCUUAUUGAUAUUGGAAAUGUGCUCACAGUUACUGCUGCCCAUAUUGCUGUUGCCUCUGGUGAGAUGUUUCAGAUACCUUCAAAGGUAGUACAGGGCAUAUUUGCCAAUAUAUUACCAGUUGUGCAGAAAUGGUCUCCUUUGGCUGUAAAAUAUUUCUCAUCAUUGAAGGGAUCAGAAGUUAAAGGCUAUGUUCAGGAAACAUUGCCCCAGCAUGUUAUACUUCUUGAAGUACCUCAUAUUAAUAGCCAGGCAUUUGAAUUACAUUUAGCAAAGUAUGUUGACAGCAGUACAUUUUGCCUUCUUGUGGAACUGUUGAAAGAACUGCCUCCAAACACUAGACACACAUGCAUGCCAGAUCUGCUGCAGGAACCGUGCAGGAAACCUGAAUUAUCAUUUAUACACCAUCAUAAGUUACUUCCAAAUGUUCAGCUUGUAGUUGAUCAUAUGAAGCCAUGUUUGCAAGGAAAUGUUGUAAUGUGCGUGAAGAUAGUUACUGCUGUUAGCCCUCAAAAAUUCUACUGCCAAAAUAUUCAUUAUAUAAAAGAUUUAGAAGUACUGUCCCAUCGUAUGUCCUUAUAUUAUGAUGCAAUGAGCACAGAGGAUUCAUUUUGUGAUCAUUUUGGAAUAUUUUGUGCUGCUAAACGGAAAGAUGGACAGUGGCACAGGGGCAUAAUGCAGCAACUCUUACCCACUGGUUUGGUAGUGGUCUGGUUUACGGAUUUUGGAAUCUGUGAAGCUGUGAUCCCUGAUCAUGUUAGAAAACUUAAACCAGAAUUUAAUGUAUUACCUGUCAUGUCGAUUCCUUGUACACUGACAUCUCUUGGUAUUGAAGAUGAAACUGCAAAGACUGCUCAGCUGGCUCAGUUUAAGCAAGGGUUGUUGGGACACCCAUUGUAUGCAUACAUUGAUCAUUUUGAUACCACUGAAUUUCUGUAUUAUGUAACACUUUGCAGCCAGGAUAGGAAUCCAAAUGGGAUGGAGAUGGUAGUUGACAGAAUUAUGCAGGACAUUAUACCGUCGAAGAGCAAGUAUACUGAACAUACUAGUGAUGUACCUUUAGUAGAAAAUAACAGUGUUCAGAUGAAUGGUGGCACUUCUUCACUACUGUUUCUUGGAGAACCACAACCCAAAGUAAAUACAUUAACUGGAAAAGAUCCCUUUUCAAAAUACUCCUAUCAAACAACAGAGCUGAAAGAAAGCAGAGUUUAUACUGCUUAUGUUGAAUAUGUGUUGAAUCCAUCUAACUUUUGGAUCAGAACUAAUGAACAUGAUACUGAUUUUGAAGAAAUGAUGCAGAAUCUUGCCGACUCGUAUAAUCCACUUUGUCUCAGAGAUAGGUCUGUGGACAAUCCAGAACCUGGUUUAAUUUGCUGUGCCAGGUAUAGUAAAGACCUUCAUUUUUAUCGUGCUGUCAUUACAGAAGUACUUGAUAUUGAAGUAGUUGUUUAUUUUUUGGACUUUGGCAAUACCGAUACUGUACCUUUUUCUUUUGUGAAAACUCUAAAUCCUGAAUUUUUCCAUCUUCCAGCUUUAGCUGUGUGCUGUUCACUUGCUGAUCUGUAUCCUGUUGAUGAUGUGUGGACAAAGAAUGUAAACGAUUUCUUUAAGAAAGCUGUAUUUAACAAAGCUCUCUUGGUGUAUGUCAUUUCCAAAAAGGGCGACAAGUAUAUGGUAGAUAUUCAUGAUACAGACAUUCCAGGGGAGCCUAGCAUUAUCAGCCUUAUGACUCAAGCUGGGCAUGCUGAGUACUGGGAAAUAGAGCAGAAAUUGGUCUGUGGCGCUCAAGUUGAUUCCAAAGUACCCACUUCCAAAAAAUUACAAAACAAACUCAAUGUUAGAUAUAACAAAUGCACAUCUGAAAUUAAAAAUAAUAAAAUUUUGCAAAGGAAGGAGUCUGCAUGUCAAAGCCAGUUUUCUUCAUUUAAUAGUUAUAGAAAUGAAAAUCUGCUGACAUCUCUGCCUUCCAAGUGGAAAGAUUUUGCUUGCAGAAAUGCUUUCAGGAGCAGAGUUCCUGCCGUGUGUAUAUCUCCUUACAAACAACAUUCAUUUAAUUUAGGAAGCCUUCUGGAUGUUAAAUGUUCAUCCUUUAUCUCACCAACAGAAUUUUGGUGUCAACCAACAGGAAAGUUAACUGAAUUACAUGCGCUUAUGUCUUCCAUUCAGCGCUAUUAUGCAGUUCACAGUGAUCCAUAUCAGGUAGGACAGACUGCUUGUAUUGCCAAGUCUUCAAAAGAUGGUAAUUGGUAUAGAGCAGCUGUUAUUAAACAACUCAGCUGCAAUGAACUUGAAGUCAUCUUUGUUGAUUAUGGAACUCAAGAAAGGAAAUAUCUCUCUGAUCUCCGUGCUUUAAGACCUGAUUUUCUUAUUUUGGAGGCUCAGGCAUUUAGAUGUAGCCUUUACAGUUUAAUUGAACCCAUAGAUGGUGAUCCCUUUAACUGGAACAAAGAUGCAUGCAUGGCUUUUGGGGACUUUUUAAAUACUGAAUGCAGCAUGCCUCUUAAGUGUGUAGUGUAUGCAUUAACUUUUUUUAACAGAAAAGGUUUAUGCAAUAUAGUUGACCUUUGUACCUCUUUCAUAAGUGCAAGACAGUUUCUGAUAGAUAAAGGCCAUGCAAAAAAAUGGGAACUGCAAAAGGUAUUGAGCCCAGUAAUCCAGCUUCAGAGUUUUUAUUAUAGCUCCUUCGGCAUUAAAGUUGGUAGCGAAGAAGAGAUUUAUGUAACUCAUAUUAAUAGUCCAGCACACUUUUACUGCCAACUUGGAAGAAAUUCUGGAAUAGUUGAUGCUUUAAUCACAGAUAUUGAAACAUUUACCAAAUUAAUACAUGGAAAGAAGAAGAAAAUGUGCAGUUCUGGUGUCUGUGUAGCAAGAUAUUUUGGAGAUGGCCACUGGUACAGGGGGUUAGCAUCUCCUACAGAGUCAAUGUCUCAUUUAAAGGUGUUUUUUGUGGACUUCGGUGAUAUACAUAUUAUUGAAGCUGAUGAAGUUAUUUCAAUUCCUGACGAUGCCCUACAAUUGUUGUUCACACCUAUGCAAGCAAUCAAAUGCCAGCUUUCAGAUAUUGUAGCUGAAUUGCCAGUUCACAUCUGUAAAUAUUUUGAAAAUAACACUCUAGAUAAACUGCUUAAAGCUGUAUUUGUUGGUAAAGAAUGUGAUGGCAGUUUGUUGGUUGAAGUGUAUGAUGGAAAUCUUUGCAUAAACCAGAAAAUAGAUGAAAUGUUGUACCUGGAGAAAAAGAAGCAACAUAGCAGUAUGAUUCCAGAAACUAAAAACAGUACAACAUUUAAAGAAGUUACUGUAAAUAGCACAAACAGUAAAAACAGACUGAUCGUCCAAACAAAAGUGAAAAAACAGUUUAGCAAUACUGUUUUGCAUGACACUGAUGUGGCAGUAGUAGAUAAAAGAACUGAAGUUCUGGUGAGUAAAACAAAGAUUAAGGAUACAGAGCCAGACCUUUUGCAGGUGGUGGUUGAAUCUAAGCUAGAUGCGUCUCCUUCAGAUACCCCCAGGCUAGAACAUGUUGAAGAGUGGGAAAGUAAAGAAUCAAAUGAAUUUUCUAAACAGAUGAAUCAUUUUACUUCUGUGGAAAAAGCAAAUGAACAAUGGGAUGAAGUGCUGAAGGAAUCACAGCAGAGUUGUAGUUUAAAAUUAUCAAACAUAAGUGACCUUCCCCAGUAUGGAAUUGUGCCUUGUUCUAAACAUAUAGUGUACAUUUCUCAUGUGAUUAAUCCCUCAGAUUUAUUUGUACAGUUUGCUGCAGAUGAAGAUGCAAUAGCUCAGCUUGCAGAGGAACUAAAUGAAGAUAGUAACUGUGACUGUCUGAGUACAAUACCUGGUGGCAUAGUAGCAGCUGGGGAUCUUGUUGCAGCCAGCUAUGCUUACGAUGGUUCUAUGUACAGAGCAUUUGUUAAACAGGUAUUUCCAAAUGGCUCCCUUGAAGUAGAAUUUAUUGACUAUGGUAACUCUGCAAUUGUGAAUGACAGUGAUAUUUAUCAGCUGAAUGAUAAAUUUCUUGCAAAGCCUAGACUUAGUUUGCAUGUUUCUCUUUGUGGAGCACAAGGCACUGAUGCAGGUGGGUCUUGGAGCAAUGAAGCUGUGCAGUAUUUUGCUGGAAAACUAAACGACAAGGCUGUAACUUGUGAGUUUUUUCAACUUUCUGGUCAGCAGUGGAGAGUAAGAAUAACUUACGACGACAAAGAUAUUGCUGAAGAACUGAUUGCAAGAAAUUUAGCAGUUUGCAUACUUUCACCAAAAAUAUUAGCUACCGGGAAAGAAAUUUACCAGCCUUGUGCUCUUUCUUUGAACUCCAAUGCAAAAAAGCAGACUUUGCAACACAAAACAGUGGACAAGAAAGAUUCUACAUUAGUGCUGUUUGCAGAAUGUGAAGAUGCAGUAGAGAAAAUAUAUAUUCAAAAAAUGCAUCCUCAGCAAGUUAAAGCUGGGCAGGUUGAGAUUGUCACUGUACUACUAACCAGUGGUGCUGAGCAAUAUUUUUACAUAAAACUGAAGAACCAUAUGCAAAUUCCAACUGUCUCAGGCUUGACAUUUGUCCUAGAAGAAGCAGAAGGAAGCAGCAGUAUUACUAAAGAUGACUUAAGAGAAUGGCUUGAAUGUCUAGCAAAGUCUGACAUAGAUUCCCAGUGGUAUCGUGCUGAGAUCAAAAAGUGCAACAGAGAUGAUGGUAACGUUUUAGUGUUCUUGGUUGACUUUGGGAAAGUGGAAGUUGUGUGUUUGUCUAAUAUCAGUAUGUUAACCCAAAAAAUAGAAAACAUCCCAAAACAGUUGCUGCUUUGUAAAUAUGUGGACUCAGAGAAUAAUGGAGAAAAAAAUGAGUUUUUUCCAGAUACAGACCCCCUAUUUGCUGACCGAGAAAUAAAAAUUGUAUUUGUUAGCUAUAAUGAAGCAUCUCAAGCUUGGGAAGUUGAAGUCAAUGCAGAUGAAGCUCUUUCAUUAGAUAGUCAGUGUUUGUUACCUUUAGUGGGCACAGAUGAUAUUCAGCUGCAUCCUGACCAAAGGCUAAAUGUAUGUGAAAGUGAUGUAAAGAAUGAAGUAAAUAAUUCACUUGUCUUGGAAAAGCAAGACACUGAAGCUUUCUCUUCCAAGUCUUUACCAACAGAAACGAUUCUCCCUGAUAUCUGUGCACCCCUACCAGAAAAUCAUUUACCUGUAUUUGACAGAGCAUCAUUUAAUUUAAAUGAAGCCUACAAGGGUUUUGCUACAGCAGUACUUGAUCCAUCAGAUUUUCAUAUUCAGUUAGAAGAUUCAUUUGAAGUAAUGAAAACACUGUCGUCAUUGUUACUGGAGCUCUCAGAGUCUUUGCCAUCUUUGAUUAAAGCUGAUGUAAUUCCUGGUUCAUUCUGCUUAAUUCGAUGUGUGUUUGACAAACAGUGGUAUAGAGGAGAAAUUGCUGAGGUCACAGAUACAUUCAUACUAGUUAAAUGUAUUGACUAUGGUUUCUGUAUAUAUGUUUCGCACACUGAUAUUGAUAAACUGAAAGUUCUUCCUGAAGUGCUUUCUAGGUUGCCAAGACUUGCAUGCUCAUGUGUUUUGAGGGGAGUAAUGCCUCCAAAUAGCAAGCAAUGGACAGAUGAAGCAGCAAACUUUUUUCAAGAGUGCCUAGCCCAGCAAAGCUUGAUUAUUAAAUUUCAGCAGUUCGUAAGAGGAGUGGGAUGGGUUGUAGAAAUUUUUGUCAAUAAUGAGAAAGCAGCAGAUAAAUUAGUUGCUGCAAGGCAUGCUAUUUAUUCUGCACUUAACCCUUGGCCUUAUUCUACUUAUUCAGAUGUCUGGAAGGUACAUAAAUCUAGGUUUGAAAUUGGAUCUAAAGAAUGUUUGGACAAUUCAUUUUUGAAACGGUGGGGAAAAGAAGAAAAUGGCAGCAACAUUCGUUUAAGUUCUGGAAAUAAAUUACUACAUCAGCAGCAAGAUUUAGAAGAAUCUGAAAUGCAUGCAAUUCUUCAUGAGUGUGUAGAUGAAUUUUUGGUCUGCAAGAAAGAUGAGCUAAUGCACAAACUUUAUGAUCAUCCGUGGAAUUGCCAUCUUAGUGGAGAAAACAGUUAUUUGAACAAUGAUUCUGAACUAGGUCCUGUAAAUUACUCGAGUAUGAGAACAGCUAAGCAACAGCUGACAAAAAGGCUACCUACUGAGAGAAAAAGGGCAAUUAGAGCAAAUAGAGGUACAGACAGAGAAGUAAUUCCUUUUUUGAUGUCGAAAAAGAAUAGGAUUUUUAAAAUCCUGCUUACAGGGAAUACCGAAUGCCAUCAGAUGUAGAUCUUGACAAGAUAAGAAGAUAUUAAAAAGCUUACCUGAGAAUCCAAACAUCCCGUUCCAGUCACAUUUCAUUAUAUGGGCAGACAGUUAAAAGGAAGACUGCUUUCAUCAGCUACAUGGCAGAACCCAGAAAAUAAACAUAAAGUAAAGGAAAUAUUGGAAAAAAAACAGAUGAUGAUUUCUUCAAUCAAGAUAUUCAUGAAAGAAACCGUUUGUGACAUACCAUUUGACAUGACUAGCUGCAUUUAAUUAUGGAAUAUGUUUGUGAUCUGCAGUAGUUGUGUGCCGAGUUCUCAGACUCAAAUUUUUUAAGUGUGUGACUUUGGAUCUAUCAUGCUCUGUAUAUUGCAAGCGUUUAAGGAUUUCUAGAGUAGUAGAGGUUAAAAAAAAUGAAAAGCCUCAGAGCUACUUUUUUUCUUUCCAGUAUACCUUCAUGCUUUGCAGUCUGCUACCAUUUCACACCAUGCAGCUGUUUGUUAAGGGAAAAAUUGAAAGGGCUUGAAAUAACAGAAUGAUAACUUUAUCUGAAAAAGGUUUGCUACAGUUUUGUGCAUUUCUCUUACCAGUUGGUGGAGAUAGGCACUUGAUUAGCAAUAAUUGUUCUUUGUCUUCAUCCCCUCAGUCUCCUGGCUGACAUUAUAUAUUAGAAUCUAGUGAUUAUAUAUGAUAAAUUGUAUUGCAGUUAAUUUGUAAUGCUCUAAACAGAACUGAAAUGUAAAGGGAAAGCAAAUGUAAAGGGAAAGCAGCCAGCCAAAAAAGUUGUGUGCUUUCAUGAAACUUGAGCAUUAAGAGCAAAAAGACUGCUAAAAAUAAAAAAAUAAUGAAGGGUGUCGCUCUGUACAUUUUCUUUCGUUAUGUCAUGUGUUUUGGAUGCUUUGUAAGGCUUUCAUUUGCUUUUCUUUUAUUUAUGUUGGAAGAGAUUCAGUAAACCAUUACACAGUUGUAGAAAUGAACAAGUCCUUUAAUUAGAAAAGAUCAUUUCCCAUUAUAUUUUUUCUAAGUCAUGAAUAAUGUAUGUCCUUUUUACAACUUUUCCUUGUAACUGGAUAUCAUCCUUAUGGCACUUAUUCUAAAGUGUCAUAUUGUCUGAUCAUUUUCUGAUAGCUAAACCAUUGAACAGUUUUAAGAUAAGCAGUAGGGGCAAGUGAUAUUUACAUAGACUGUCUUAAAAUAAAUGGCAGUUCUGGAAUAAUUGAGUGUACUGAAGGGAAGCUUCACUGUUUAUUUUAAUGUGGGCCAGCAAAUUAAGAAUAAUUCCAUCAUUUAUUCUUUGCUAACCACCUUCACCCAGCUGAGGGUUUUGGGUGAGUGCCAGAGCCUAUCUCAGGAGUUAAAGGAUACAGAGCAGCAAAAAAAUCUUGUGGAAUGCCAACCCGUUGUAGGAUACAUGGACACAUACACACCCUUUCACAAAGGACGUGCAUACCUGCUUGUAGUUUGGAUGCUCGCAAGUUCACCUGAAUCAUGUCUUCAGUAUGUGGAAGGAAACCAGGGCAUCUACCUUAAACCAUUGUGGACAUAGGCUAUGCAGACUCUGCAUGGAAGAUACCCCAAGGGAGAACCAAAUUGGCGAACCAUGCAUAUUCUGAUGCACAAAAGCUUACUGUUUACUGCCGUGACACCCUUCACUGGUGCAUGAGGUUGGAGGGUAGUUAACAUUCUGAAUUUGUUUCUUGUUAGAGUACAGUAAACAUUUCUUCAGACUGUGGUCA